This is a messenger RNA of Chondrus crispus (carragheen), 1446 nucleotides long. RefSeq lists its product as hypothetical. The record is from RefSeq and is a predicted model, not a curated record. NCBI's taxonomy places the organism in Eukaryota, Rhodophyta, Florideophyceae, Gigartinales, Gigartinaceae. The transcript is spliced from 3 exons. The coding region runs from base 1 to 1446 and encodes 481 amino acids.
AUGUCCAGCGGCUACUAUGUCCUUCCCGAAGAUUGGUUUGUUGAUGCUCGUUCUCCCAUAUUUUCCGUCUACGUCGGCACCACCUUUCAGAUUCUCAUCAUCAUCACUGUCAAGCUAAUGUCCCCGUUCCGAUAUGUCAGCAUUGUCACGUAUGUUCUUGCCGCAGGCAUUAUUGGCAUGGUUAUGGUCUUAACGUCAUACCGCAACUACCAUUUCAUGCGGCGCUAUGGUACACUCAUUGAACAGGCCCAUAUCUACGUUAAAACGACACCCAUUCCGCGCAUGAAGUGGUUUUACUGUCUCAACAUAUGUAUUGUGUUCCCCGCCUAUCUCUUCAAAAUAGUCAGCGUUGGGGUUUGGGAUUAUGGCUUCAAGCGCCCUGAUGCCUUUUGGGGCUCGUUAGAAAUCGCCGAUGCUGUGUUGUUGCUGUGGUAUGCUGUUGCCACAUUUCCGAGCAAGAAGUCCGCAUUAUACGUCGACUUGACCAACAACAGCAACGAACGAUUACAUCUGGCAGGGGCCUGGCAAACGAGCCAAGGGGAGCGCACAAACCCAGACACAGAUGGGAUGGCAGGUGCGACGACUGUGCGGCGGAGGGUUCUUACGGCUCCUACCACGUACCUCAAUACGAGACGACCAGUAGAUCGGGAGGAAGGCGCGAUCUCUGCUUCUAACAUAGAAGGGGUCAGGCCUAAUCCAGAACCACCAUGGGUGGAGUGGCUUUCAGGGCACACCCUCCCGCGGCCGAAUGCUGGGACGUGGGGUUUACAUUGGCCAGUAACACGGAUUUUGCGCAGAGAGAGAAAGCUUGUUCCUGUGUUGCCCUCCAACAUUGUUUUAGGUUCUCCUUCGGAAUCCCCAAACACCCUGAAAUUAUCCGUUGGGGUCCCAACCACGGGCCCGCGAUCUGUUCCAAAACGGUUUGACGAAAAAGGAGAUGAAAUCGCUGGCAGCUCUUUCCAGAAUCAUCAGCGAGGCGAUGCGCCCUCAUCGCUAUCGCUUAUCUCGAGAUUGGCUCGUGGGGUAUCAGGCAUCGAACAGGAUUCAGCGUCGGACUUAGCUGGUGUUUCUAGAGGAAUGUUGGGGCGUUUCGGACCCAACAAUCGCACACCACGAACAAAUUCUCAUACAGAAGCACAGACGCAAGGCAAUGAUGUCGGAAGUACGAUUCUAGAUAUGUCAGGCACGUACUCCGGAGGUCAGUCACAAAACGACUAUUCUCAAGGGUUACCAUCCGUCGCAUCCAGUAGUGGAUCGUGUGACGGGAUCUUGAUACGACAGGACGAGAAAACCAAGUCGCUACCUAAGGGUACUGCGUAUCCUUCUAGGGUAAGUAAGGGCCCAAGACAAUGCCAAGAAAUACUCCUCACUACCUGGUUAGGGAACCCGCGUGCGUAUGGUAUCUCAUGUCAGGCUUGCAUCUCGUUCUUGAACUUGUGCGAAUGA